AUGAGUCACGAGCACGACACUUGGAAACAAUCACUUCAAUUGCCAGCAAAGGAUAUCCGUCCCCAAACAGAGGAUGUCACUGCUACCAAAGGCAAUGAGUUUGAGGAUUACUUUUUAAAGCGCGAGCUCUUGAUGGGCAUCUUUGAAGCUGGAUUCGAACGACCUUCACCUAUUCAAGAAGAGGCUAUUCCUAUUGCAUUGACGGGUCGAGAUAUUCUUGCACGAGCCAAGAACGGCACUGGCAAGACGGCUGCCUUUAUUAUCCCCACGCUCGAGAAGAUCAACAACAAGAAGCCCAAGAUCCAAGCAUUGAUUGUUGUCCCGACUCGUGAAUUGGCUUUGCAAACAUCCCAAGUGUGCAAGACGUUGGGUAAGCAUUUGGGUAUCCAGGUCAUGGUAUCCACGGGUGGUACGACGCUCAAGGAUGAUAUUAUGCGUCUUGGCGAGACCGUCCAUAUCGUCGUGGGUACUCCAGGUCGUAUUCUUGAUCUUGGUUCUCGUGGUAUUGCCGAUUUCAGCGAAGCCAAUACCUUUGUCAUGGAUGAAGCCGAUAAGCUCUUGUCGCCCGAGUUUGCUCCCGUCAUUGAUCGUCUCUUGAAGCUCUUUCCACGCGAUCGCCAAAUCAUGCUCUUCAGCGCCACUUUUCCCAUGAUGGUCAAGACCUUCAAGGACAAGCAUCUCAACAAGCCCUACGAGAUCAACUUGAUGGAGGAACUUACUUUGCGUGGUAUCACCCAGUUUUAUGCCUAUGUGGAGGAAAGGCAAAAGGUCCACUGCUUGAAUACGCUAUUUUCAAAGUUGCAAAUCAAUCAAUCCAUCAUCUUCUGUAACUCGACUCAACGUGUGGAAUUGCUUGCCAAAAAGAUUACGGAUCUCGGAUAUUCAUGUUUUUAUUCGCAUGCCAAAAUGCUGCAAAGCCAUCGCAACCGUGUAUUCCAUGAUUUUAGAAAUGGUGUAUGUCGUAACUUGGUCUGUUCAGAUCUUUUGACCCGUGGUAUCGAUAUUCAAGCGGUGAAUGUGGUCAUCAACUUUGAUUUCCCCAAGAAUGCAGAGACUUAUCUCCAUCGUAUUGGUCGUUCGGGACGCUAUGGUCACUUUGGCUUGGCUAUCAACUUGAUUACAUAUGAGGAUCGAUUUAAUCUUUACAAGAUUGAGCGUGAAUUGGGCACUCAGAUUGCUCCUAUCCCUGCAACCAUCGACAAGCGACUCUAUGUGGCACCCAAUGCCUUGGAUUCAGCACAAAUUCAAAUGCCCAACCGUGAAGUAGCAAUGGCAACCCGGCAACAGCAGCAGGAACAGUUGCAACGUGGGGGACAACAACAACAUCACCAACAACAACAACAACAGAACCGAAGAGCAUACUGA
Molecule: messenger RNA, 1365 nt
Organism: Lichtheimia ornata
Lineage: Eukaryota; Fungi; Mucoromycota; Mucoromycetes; Mucorales; Lichtheimiaceae
Product: ATP-dependent RNA helicase DHH1
Exons: 5
Coding region: 1-1365 (454 amino acids)
Biological process (GO): P-body assembly; cytoplasmic stress granule assembly
Cellular component (GO): cytoplasmic stress granule; P-body
Molecular function (GO): ATP binding; mRNA binding; RNA helicase activity
Source: RefSeq, a predicted model, not a curated record